This is a messenger RNA of Amyelois transitella, 2966 nucleotides long. It is a transcript of the gene Dok, whose product is annotated as docking protein 2. The coding region runs from base 256 to 1881 and encodes 541 amino acids. The record is from RefSeq and is a predicted model, not a curated record. Gene Ontology annotation, biological process: positive regulation of MAPK cascade; cell surface receptor protein tyrosine kinase signaling pathway. The transcript is spliced from 2 exons. Lineage: Eukaryota; Metazoa; Arthropoda; Insecta; Lepidoptera; Pyralidae. Gene Ontology annotation, cellular component: cytoplasm.
GUUUAAUGAAAGUUUUGGAGCCACUGACGUGAAUCAGACACAGACGAUAAAAAAAUCAUUAAACAAAAAUGGCGGCAGUAAACCGCACCGUCUGACUGACUAUUCCUUCUCUGCUGUGCUGUUUUCCAGCGUGUUAUUGUUACCAACCUUUUUGUCUGAAAAGAAUAUUUAGUAGAUUUUGGCCUAGUGCUAUGUGUUUCUGUGCAUUGAUAUUACAAGAAAGCUGAAUUAAUCUCGUGUAAACAAACACUCGACAUGGAUCAAGACGAUGAAAUCAAAUCUGGUUAUUUGUUAUUCCCUGCCGGGGGAAAUAUGUUCAACAAAUUUCCCAAAAAGAAAAACUGGCAACAGAAAUAUUGCAUCUUGUUCAAUGCAAGCAAACAGGGAAUUGAACGGCUAGAAAUUUAUGACAAUAAAGACGAGGUUAACACUGGUGCCAUCCCCAAGAUUAUAACUCUUGAGAAUUGUAUAAAAAUAACACAUUCUAGUCCAAACACUAUUACUAUUCUUACUAAGUCACACACUCAACAAAUCAGUGCACAAUCAGAAACAGAAACCAAGGAGUGGGUGCAUGCUCUGCAAACAGUAGCAUUUAAAGGCAGAGACUCUUGUCCUAUAAGUUGUGAUGAAGAUAAUGAUCUAUAUUGUUCAUCCGGAGAAGGAAUAUUCUCUGUGAAAAUGUGUCCAUCUGAGGCUUCUACUAGGUGUGGAUUUGAGCCAACUAAGUAUCUUCUACUCUUAACUUCUAACACCAUUGAAUUGAGAGACAUAAGUGAUAAUAAAUUAUAUGCUACAUGGCCUUAUAGGUACAUUAGGCGGUAUGGUUACAGGCAAGGUAAAUUUACAUUUGAAGCUGGUCGAAAAUGUGAUACUGGAGAAGGAAUAUUCCACUUGGAACAUCCAAAUCAAUCUGAAAUUUUUAAAUGUCUUUCAUUGAAGAUGAAAACCAUGAAGCAAAUGAUAGGAAGUGAUAAUUUGAAUAGCCCAGAGCAUGCCGAAUUUAACAUCCAGCACAGUGCUAAUUUAUUCCCUGGAUCUAGAACACCACUUAUCGCUGCUAGACCUGAUGACUUGAACUUAAGUUCUUUGUCUUUCAAAACAAGCUCAGUGUCGUCCAGUCAACAAAGUAGCUGCACUGAAAGAGAUACUGCGCCUUUACUGAUGCCUAAACCUGCUUUGAAACCUAAGCCACAAAAACCACCUCGUAAGAUCAUCAAUCUUCCCAAACACAUUACUAAAGAAGUACCCAGUUCCACAGAAGACAGUAGUUUCAGCAGGUAUAGUCAUUUGGACAACUAUGAGCCUAUUGAUCAAGUGAAAAGGGAACCAAGUCCGUCAUCAGUGCCAUAUGAUAAGAUCGAAGUGAGAACUGAAGCCUGGAAAACAUUAGGAAUUGAUGAACCUGAACAUAUUGAACACACUCCUAAUUUAGGAGACAACCCAAAUUGUAUCAAACUUAUAUCCAGGUCUCAGGAUAAUUUGAACACACCUGGUUUGAUUUUGAUACCUAGCCCGGUAGUGGACCCUGAGGAUGAAAAUUAUGAUAGAUUGCAGUAUUUUGGUUCAACAAGUAAAUUAAAUAAAUCAUCGAGAUAUAAGAAAAUGGAAGCGCGCCCCACAACAUUGGCUUUGGGUGAUCCCAAGAGUAAAGACACUUGGAAUGAUUAUGAUGAGGUGGAGAAUGUCAUGCAGACUGCACGGUUGGCUGAUGAUUCACAUUUGGGAUAUGGUAUGAUCAGGAAACCCAACCCUCCAGGCCCUCAAGUACCAACAGCGGCUCAGGUCCAAGCUUUGCAAAAUCAAGUAGGUUUAGAAGAAGUGAAUCAUAACAGUUGCAAUGGUACCGACUAUGCUAUUGUAAGUCGUCCGAAAAGAGUGUGAGAUUACUCAACAAAAUUAAGACUGAAAGUGUGUGCUAUAAGUUACCGAAGAUGGUAUCAGUAUUUUAUUGGCAGUUUUCGAAUUCUUGUUUAGUUUAAGAGACAAUGUUUUAGCCAAGUUGUAAAAAAUAUUCCAAAAUGAGACUGUAUUGCAUUCCUUUUUUUUUACAUUCUACUUAUAAUUGUAAUUAAGAUAAACUACGAAGUGUACAUGAAAUUGUAUAUUUUAUCAACGCACAAGUGUUUUAUGCAUAUAAUGUCAUUAUGAAAAAUGUAUUAUUAGUGAUUAUUGUGCCUUAUAAGUGUAAAGAUUUAAUGAUAUACCAAGAUUGUGCCAAGUUUCAAGAAUCUGUAUCUUAUUUUUAGAAGUGCUUAAGUAUAGCUGUGAAGAUGUGCCUUAAACCUGUGACUGUUACAAUGAUAGAUAUAUUGAACUCGCUCAGUUUUAGGCUGGUUUUGUGAUAUUGUAUAUGAUAAUAAUUAUAUCAAAAAUUAUUAAAUUUCCAGUUUGAUAAAUCCAUGUAAGAAGGUGGUUCUAACUCUAACUAUAUGUUUGUGCAUCUAAGUUUGCAUAAAUAUUUUAUUGCUCAAGUAAAUAUUUUACCACAAUUUCAUGUUAACACAAAGAUGCAAAUGUAUAGUCAGGAACAUCAUUUUACAGACAGACAUAUCUCAGUGACUCGAAUAUUUUACUUUAUUUUAUACUUAUCCAUUGCCAGACUUUGUUUGCUGUAAGUUGACUAAUAUAGCCCCUUAAAUGGGUGGGUGGGAUAGAUACAUUUUUGUAUAAUAGAUUUAAAGUUGGACCAAGCCCAAUACAUCUGAAAAAAACCACAUCCAAACUGGAGAAAUAGCUUUUGCAUGAUGUAAGAAUAGAUAAAUUUAAAAAAUCGCUGGUUAUAUAAAUCCCUCAUAUCAAUUGUUUGGCAAUAUUUUUAACUAUGAUUUUGUUAUAUGUAUAGAUUAUUUGAAUAUUUAGAAUUCGUUGCAUAUAAACAACAUGCUGUAGAAAUCUGACAACGCAAUAUAUUUUUUGUAACCUGGCCAUAUUUUUGUGAUUAUGUAAUUUGUAUAUGUAUUGAGAGA